CCGACUGCAGCGGGCUGCAAAUAACAAGCCGCCAAGAAGCGCCCUACCUCCCUAUCACCUCCGCUCGCCUACAACUCCACGACCGAAAGUCCAACAAGGGAGCCCCGCCGCAGCCAAAGCCCGCCCACCAAAAGGCGCCCGCAUUAAUUUUCUGUCGCUCCCUCCCUCUUCGACACACAACAACACCGCACCCAUGGUUUCCGCGUCCAAGGCCGCCCGUGAGGCCAAGCGCGCCGCUGAAGGAAAGGCACCAAAGAAGACCGCCGCCAGCAAGCUCGCCUCCAAGAAUGGUUCCAAGGCCGGCUCAGAGGCGUCGUCGGUCAACGGUGAUGAGACCCCGCCACUUCUCGACGGCGACGAGGAGAUGGCCAAGAAGAAUUCCAAAGCCAUGAACGAGAAGAUGGCCAAGAUGGCGCUCCAGGAAGACAAGGACGGUAUCUCAGACCGUGUCACUACCGGUGUGCUGGCUUCUCUCGAGGCAAGUCGCGACGUCAAGAUUAUCUCCGCCUCGCUUGUGUUCCACGGAAAGGUUCUGAUCAACGACACCACACUCGAGAUCACAUAUGGACGAAGAUACGGUCUGCUCGGCGAGAACGGUUGCGGAAAGUCCACUAUCCUCAAGUCCAUUGCCAAGCGCGAAUUUCCCUUCCCAGAGCACAUCGACAUCUACCUCCUGAACGAGGGCGCCGAGCCGUCAGACACCGGCGCGCUGCAAUGGGUCGUCAACGCUGCUGAGACCGAGAUGAAGAGACUGGAAGAUCUUGCAGAGCAGAUCCUUGAAGAGGAGGGACCAGACAGCCCGAAGCUCGAGGGUAUCUACGAGCGCAUCGACAGCAUGGAUCCAUCCACCUUCCACACUCGCGCUGGUCUGAUUCUGACUGGUUUGGGUUUCAACAAAAAGACCAUGGACAAGAAGACAAAGGACAUGUCUGGCGGUUGGAGAAUGCGUGUCGCGCUCGCCAAGGCCCUCUUCGUCAAGCCAGCUCUCCUGCUUCUUGACGACCCAACUGCUCACUUGGAUCUUGAGGCUUGCGUGUGGCUAGAAGAAUACCUCAAGAAGUGGGACCGCACUCUUGUGCUCGUGUCGCACUCCAUGGAUUUCUUGAACGGUGUUUGCACCAACAUGAUCGAUAUGCGCUUCAAACAGCUCAUGUACUACGGUGGUAACUACGACUCCUACAUGAAGACCCGACAGGAGAACGAAGUCAACCAGCAAAAGGCAUACGAGAAGCAGCAAGAAGAAAUCAAGCACAUCAAGGAAUUCAUCGCAAAGGCUGGUACCUACGCAAACUUGGUUCGACAGGCCAAGUCUCGUCAAAAGAUUCUUGACAAGAUGGAGGCAGAUGGUUUCAUUCAGCCAGUGCACCAGGACCGUGUCUUCACAUUCCGUUUCGCAGAUGUGGAGAAGCUCCCACCCCCAGUGCUUUCCCUUGACAACGUAACCUUCUCUUAUUCCGGCAAGAAGGAGGACAACCUGUACGAGAACCUCGACUUUGGUGUGGACAUGGACAGCAGAACGGCUCUUGUUGGACCCAACGGUGUAGGCAAGUCUACUCUUCUCCGCAUCUUUACAGGCAAGCUCUCGCCUACGAGCGGAUCUGUCUCUCGACACACUCACUUGAAGCUUGGCAUGUACUCUCAGCACUCUGCUGAGCAGCUCGACCUCACCAAGUCUGCUCUCGACUUCGUCCGUGACAAGUACCCAUCCAUCUCACAAGACUACCAGUACUGGAGGCAACAACUCGGCCGAUACGGUCUUUCAGGUGAGGCUCAGACAGCUGUUAUGGGUACCCUUUCCGAAGGUCAGAAGAGCCGUAUCGUCUUCGCUCUGCUUGCCAUUGAAGGACCAAACAUGCUUCUUCUUGACGAGCCUACGAACGGUCUUGAUAUUCCUACUAUCGACUCGUUGGCUGAUGCCAUCAACGCUUUCACUGGUGGCGUCGUGGUUGUUUCUCACGAUUUCAGACUGCUCGACAAGAUUGCCAAGGAUAUCAUGGUGUGCGAGAACAAGACUGUCACCCGAUGGGAUGGCAGCAUUGGACAGUACAAGAACCACUUACGGAAGAAGAUGUUUGCAAAUGGCGCUGUCUAAGCGAACAUUUGCGAAGUACGUUUACGAUGCGUUUGUUUGGUUUCUGGCAUUGCUUGCGGGUUUUACGAUAGCGGAUCGAGAGCAUGGGCACGCCAACGGACACAAUGUGCUACGCUACAACCGCAUGGUAAUCACUGGGAUAGAGGUCUGCGCGCCGCGUGUUACGGCGUGAGGGGGAAUAGAUACCAAAAAGAAUGAAUCUAGGAACGACCAUGC
This is a messenger RNA of Pseudocercospora fijiensis CIRAD86, 2308 nucleotides long. RefSeq names its product ABC transporter, ABC-F family, GCN-EF3 type. The transcript has 2 exons. Gene Ontology annotation, molecular function: ATP binding; ATP hydrolysis activity. The record is from RefSeq and is a predicted model, not a curated record. Bases 194 to 2092 code for a protein of 632 amino acids. Lineage: Eukaryota; Fungi; Ascomycota; Dothideomycetes; Mycosphaerellales; Mycosphaerellaceae.